This is a messenger RNA of Fusarium verticillioides 7600, 2590 nucleotides long. RefSeq lists its product as hypothetical. The transcript has a single exon. The record is from RefSeq and is a predicted model, not a curated record. Bases 91 to 2427 code for a protein of 778 amino acids. Gene Ontology annotation, biological process: ribosomal large subunit biogenesis. NCBI's taxonomy places the organism in Eukaryota, Fungi, Ascomycota, Sordariomycetes, Hypocreales, Nectriaceae. Gene Ontology annotation, cellular component: Noc2p-Noc3p complex; nucleoplasm; nucleolus.
ACGAGGCCCAUCUAAAAUCUGCAAACAAAAAACCACCCAAUACCCAAACUUGAAUUCUUCACCAGCCGAGGCGCUUCAUAGUUUUUCAAGAUGGCGCCAGGCAAGAAGAACCUCAAGGCGACCAAGAAGUUUGAGAAGAGACAUCUCACAGGUGUUCUCGACAAGCGGAAAGCAGGCGCCAAAAUCAAGCAGCGCUAUCAGAUGCAGGACAAGAAGAAGGCUAGAAAGUCAAAAGAUGCAGAGUUUCUCAAGGGCUCCAAGGAUGGAGAGGGCGGAGAGGUCAAGAAGCCCAGCGCCAAGGGCAAAAAGGUCAACGAUAUGAGUGUCGAUGAGUUCUUCUCGGGCGGUUUCGACGACAUCAUCGACAGCAAGGAUAAGAAGGCCGGCAAGCUUGGAAAGCGAAAGAGGAACGGUGCCGCCGCCGAGGAUAGCGAAGCUAGCGACUCUGACGACUCGAUCGGCGCGCAGCCCAUCGCGGCCGACAGCGACGACAAUGAUGGCGACGACGACGCCGAGGACGAUGUUGGCAUGAGCAAGGAGACCAUGGAGAAGCUCGCCGAGAAUGAUCCCGAAUUCUACAAGUUCCUCAAGGAGAACGACCCCGAGGCUCUCGACUUUGACGACAACGCCGACCUCGCAGAGGUAGAUGCGCUUAGUGGCGACGACGAGUCGGAACAAGAAGAGGAGCAGCCCAAGAAGAAGCGGAAGAAGGAGAAGGAGGCCAAGGCUGAGGCCGUUGCGCAAGGGAACGAGUUGACCCGUGAGCUUGUCGCUUCGUGGAGGAAGGCUAUGGCCGAGAAGAACUCUCUACGGGCGGCUCGACAGGUUGUUCUAGCUUUCCGAUGCGCUGCACACUUGAACGAGGAUGAUGAUGGGGAGACUCAGCAGCGAUAUGCUAUCAACAGUCCCGAGGUCUUCAACGACAUUCUUCUCCUCGCCCUCAAGGAGAUCCCCACGGUUAUGAACCACCAUCUCCCCGUCAAGGAGUCAGCCUCUGGCAAGGUCCACGUCCAGACCGAGUCAAGAAAGUUCCACACAUUGUCUCUGCUGCUCAAGACAUAUACCUCGUCCAUCAUGCACCUGUUGAGCACUCUCUCCGACGACAAGACCCUCAAGCUCACACUCUCAUCCAUCACCCCUAUUCUCCCUUACCUCCUCUCCUUCAAGAAGCUCGUCAAGGCCCUCGCCAAAUCAGUCGUCAACUUCUGGGCUCAGCCUGCCAGUUCCGAGACGACAAAGCUCACAGCAUUCCUCGUCCUACGACGUCUGGUUGUUAUCGGUGAUAAGGGUAUUCGCGAAACUGUUCUCAAGGCUGUUUACCAAGGUCUUAUCCAGGGCUGCCGUGUCACAAAUGCCAACACUCUUCAGGGCAUUAACCUCAUGAAGAACUCUGCUGCUGAACUUUGGGGUAUCGACCAGUCUGUUGGCUACACAACUGCCUUCUCUUUUAUCCGACAACUCGCUAUUCACCUGCGAAACAGUAUCGUACACAACAAGAAUGAUGCCUUCCGAAUCGUCUACAACUGGCAGUACACACACUCCCUCGACUUCUGGUCAUGCGUUCUCGCCGAGCAUUGCAGUCCCCUGAAGGAGGCCGAGGCUGGAAAGGAGAGCCAACUGAAGCUCCUUAUCUACCCCCUUGUUCAAGUCACGCUCGGAGCCAUGCGCCUCAUUCCCACCGCCAUCUACUUCCCCUUCCGCUUCCACCUAAUCCGCUCCCUGCUCCGACUCUCCCGCGCCACUGGAACUUACAUCCCUCUCGCCUCACCCCUUCUCGAGGUCCUUACUUCCGCUGAGAUGAAAAAGGCCCCCAAGGCCGCCUCCCUCAAGCCCUUCGAUUUCGCCACAGCUUACAAGGCUCCCAAGUCAUACCUCCGAACCCGCGUCUUCCAAGACGGCGUCGGCGAGCAACUCGUUGAGCUUCUUGGCGAGUACUUCUUCCUGUGGGCCACAAGCAUUGCCUUCCCUGAGCUCGCUCUCCCCGUCGUCAUCCAGCUCAAGCGCUGGCUCAAGCAAGCCCGCAACAAGGCCACGGGCAACAAGAACGUCAAGCUCGCUAGCCAAGUCAUUCUCCUGGUGCAGAAGCUCGAGGCCAACGGCAAGUUCAUUGAGGAGAAGCGUGCAAAGGUCGACUUUGCCCCCAGGGACCGCACUCAGGUUGAGGCUUUCUUGCGUGACUUUGACCUGGCCAAGACACCUCUUGGUGCUUAUGUCGUGGGACAGCGAAAGGCUCGUGCUGAGCGUGUCAAGUUGCUUGAAGAGGCCAGGAGAGAGGACGAUCGCAAGAGACGACAGGAUGAGAAGGCCGAUCUAGAAGAUCAAGUGGAGGAUGACAGUGAAGGUGACGAGGACGAAGAUGAAGACGAGGAGAUGGACGGUGAGAACGGCGCUGCUGAUAGCGACGACGAAGAGGAUGAUGAAGAGUAAAUAUAAGUAUUUGUUUUUUCUGGGAUGGUGUGCAAAAACGGAUGUAAUUUCUUCUUACUUGUUAAAAACCUGAAUCAAGGAUACCUACCUUUUCUGUUCAACUUCACUGUGGCUUUGAAAAGAUUAAUCAAACAAGUAUGCAACGGGAUAUAAGUGAUUCAAC